Molecule: messenger RNA, 1025 nt
Organism: Glycine soja
Lineage: Eukaryota; Viridiplantae; Streptophyta; Magnoliopsida; Fabales; Fabaceae
Product: zinc finger protein CONSTANS-LIKE 1-like
Exons: 3
Coding region: 50-787 (245 amino acids)
Biological process (GO): regulation of flower development
Cellular component (GO): nucleus
Molecular function (GO): protein binding
Source: RefSeq, a predicted model, not a curated record
UCAAUUCACUAAUUCCACUUCCUACCAACUCCUUCCCUUUUCAUUCACCAUGUAUGCACAGUCAAGCACUGCAUCACCUCUUCCCUCACCUUCUUCAUUCUUCCCCGAAGUCACUGAAUUCGAGACCCUCUCCCAACUCAACAAUUCUGAGACCAGUUACUACUACAAUAGUAAUUGUAGCAGUGGCUAUAGCAGUUACGGUGGAUCACCCUCACCUACACCUACUUCUGUGCCCAGUCCCAACUUGAUGCAGAGGAGUGUUAGCUCCCAUUCCUUCCACUGCAACAACAAUGGCACCCAUCAUCCCUUUUCUGCUCUCUUUGCUGAGCUGCUCGACUCCGAUGUCGAUGCUCCCGUUAGGAGAGUUUGCAGUACUGGUGAUCUCCAGAAGAUUAAUGGAAUGCAACAUAAUCAUCACUCGGAUAGUCCGUUAUCGAGCGAAAGUAGUAUGAUCAUAGAAGGAAUGAGCAGAGCCUGUCGAUAUAGCCCAGAGGAGAAGAAAGUCAGAAUUGAGAGAUACAGAAGCAAGAGGAACCAGAGGAACUUCAACAAGAAAAUUAAGUAUGCUUGCAGGAAGACAUUGGCAGACAGCAGGCCACGCAUCAGAGGACGGUUUGCGAGGAACGACGAAAUUGACAAGAAUACUACACUUCAGUGGAGCCAAAUUGGUGCUGGAGAGGAAGAGGAUGAAGAAGAUGAGAAUUGGGUCACUAUGUUAGAUUCCUUAGUUGCUGCAAAUUUUGCACAAGAGUCUCACGGCACCUCCACCUUUGGUCUAUUCUAUUAGAAUAAUUUCAUGUGUUGUAACCUACUUCUUGUUCAGUUUGUUUUCCAUGUUCAAAGUAUUGUGGUUCCCCUUUUUAUUUAGUUUAGAUCAAAGUAGUAAUGUAAAUAUAGUUAUUUUGAGUCGUCUAUGCAUAAUGCAAUUAUUAGACUUUUUAGUCUAGGGUGAUGUUUUUGAGUGCCCUGUAACUUUUUUUUAUAGGAUUCAGCAGCAAUGAAUUGUUGGAUCAAAACUUUUGCAA